CCGUAUUAAGAGCCUUACUUCCAUUCUCGGUUCCAUGGAUGAGGAGCGCUUUUUGUGCCCUGUUCGGGCUCUCUGCCACUACUUACAACGGACUGCUUCAGAGACAAGGCCCAGGAAUCUGUUUGUUGCAGUUAAACGCCCUUCUCGACCUAUGUCGAAAGCGGCCAUCUCAUACUUCCUCAGGGAUACCAUCAAGUCUGCCCAUGAGGCUAUUUCUGACUCUGUCUGCCUCGAGGUCAAUGCCCGUGCCCAUGACAUCCGUGGCAUUGCUGCCUCCAUGCUCCUCUGGGAAAACUGCUCGGUUCCGACCAUCCUGAAGGCAGCACGCUGGAGGACUCACUCGGUCUUUGCCGACCAUUAUCUCCGCGAUAUAGUGCGGAAGGAAGGCGACGUUUUUCCUGGGUCCAGUUGUUGCAGCCGGUCACAUUGUGGGCUGACAACUACCACAAGGUCCUCCUUGCUCUGGGGUAACGCUUCGGCUCCCUCAGGUGAACACCCCAGUGCUCACUUACACUGCUCGUCUUAGUUGAUUGGGUCAGUAGCCGGGGUUCUCUCCUCUGCGUCAGGGUAUUGAGCACGCUCCUGGAACACUCAUCCCCUGACCCCUAAGGCCUGCUCCCUUUUAGACACACGGGUUAGGAGGACCUCCCAAACCCUCAGCCGAGCCCGCUGGCACCCCUAUGCUGCCCGGCCUCAGCCAAGAGUCAGGUUCUCUCCCUUGAGAAAUAACUGACGGUUGCCCACGCAGUGUGCUGGCGGCAGCAAUGAGCGCCGCGCUGCCAGGCGUAGCGCUAAAGCGGGUGGUUUCUCGGCGAAAAGGUAUGUGGAGCAGUGGAA
This is a messenger RNA of Portunus trituberculatus (swimming crab), 837 nucleotides long. RefSeq lists its product as uncharacterized. The transcript is spliced from 2 exons. Gene Ontology annotation, biological process: DNA integration; DNA recombination. Gene Ontology annotation, molecular function: DNA binding. Lineage: Eukaryota; Metazoa; Arthropoda; Malacostraca; Decapoda; Portunidae. Bases 35 to 526 code for a protein of 163 amino acids. The record is from RefSeq and is a predicted model, not a curated record.